CAUAUUGAYAAGUCCUCGUCGGACACGAAGAAAAAUGUUUCGUGUUGGUGGAAGUAGGCAAAUUUCUCGUCUCAAACAAACCUCGAAACCUCUAUCAAGUCCUAAGACGCCUUUGCAAAGUUGUACAAAUAAUACACAGAGCUCUCGUCAUGGUACAACUUCAAGGUAUUUUUCCUCUACGCCAGCGAAGAAUUCAUCAGGUUUGAAGAUAGCUGGAAGUAUUGCCUUGCUGACAGGAGGUGGUCUCGUAGGAGGAGCACUGCURUACAAUUARAARGAGGACUUCCGCAAGUUUGUCAAUCAYAGUUUGCCAAUUAUUGAAACUUUCAYCUUGGCUUUGGGACCAGCCASAAGUGAUGAUAACAAUAAGCAGAGUGAUGAGGAAAAAAGUCUUCUGAAACCAAAAAAAGUUGAUCUCAAGCCAAUCGUAGAAUCUAAAAAAUCUGAUGAAGAGAAAGUUAUAGAGAAGAAGAAAAAUGUAGCAUCUGUGUCAUCACUAGACCAAGCUGCUGUCUCAUCAGUUGACUUAGACAUUGCAACCAAAGUAGAAGAUGAAGUAAAGAUGACUAAAAAWGAAGCCCCASCYCUACCRCCUAAGGGUCCACCAAAACCCCCAGGGGGAGGGGGAGCAGCUAAAGAGUCUGUAGCCAGUUUUGUUUCUGUUGUGGAUCAGCCAGGGGUUUCUGCRGUUGAUCAAGAUAUWGCUAGAGCUGGUGAAACUAAAGUACAAAAACCUGUGAUUGAAGAGGUUGAUGUGUCAACUCUGACAAGUGAGCCUAUGAAUCCCCAUGCAAAAGAGGAAGUCAUUCAGUCUAUUCCUGUUGAUACAAGCUUAACUGAAAAAGAAAUAGAGCARAUGGUMGAUCAAACAGCCAUGGAAGUUCUAGUACAGGAAGCUUUGACUAUCUUGAAGCAAACCUGUGAAGAGGCUGUAAAUGCRCAGAAAAAGGCAACYAAGCUACUAUUAGAGCAUGUCAAUCAGUUAAGAAGUGCACUAGAGAAGGAGGAACAUGGUUCCAUGAAGGAUUUAAGCAAAACUAUUCUGAAAUCACAAAAGGAAGCAGAAGAUGCCAUCACUGCGGCCAAAGCGUCACAGAUCAAAGUUAAUCAAGAAGUAGAAAAAGUCCACAGUGUUGUCAAAGAAGCUGAAAAGUCUGGAGCCCAUGAAGCUGGGGUUAAAGCCUCCAAGGAAGCAGCUAGAGUUAGUUAUGAAGUAAUGAAUGCUGUAGCWGAGCUGCAGAAGGCCAAGGCUGAYGARAUCAUUCUUGGGGAACAUAAGAAGUUCCUUGAUGAAAGUAAAACUGUAUUGAAGAAAGAGUUGGAGGAGAUUUUGCCAAACGCUGUUAAAGAAACUAAGGGCAAGAAAGGAGCAAAAAGCGAAGAUGGAAAGUCUGAAGCUGUUUUACUAGCUUAUGCCCGCAAGAGACUUGAACUCUUGAAGCAGCAGUUAGCAACCCAACGAGAAGAAGAGCAAAAGAGACUCGAACAAAUCCUGAGUAUUCAACGCCAAGAAGAUGAAAAACUAGCUGACAUGAAAGUCAAACAAGAACUGGACAAAGUUAAAGCAGAGUUUGAAAUUACACUAAAGAAAAAGGAAUCUGAAUUAGCGUCUGAGCAUGAGACUGCCUUGAGACAACAACUACGUCGACAGGCCGCUGCAUACAGUGAUCAUCUUACAGAAGUACUGGGUGUACAGGCCAAUGAAUUACAGCAAAGAUACGACAAAGAAUUCAAUGAAAAACUAAUCAAAGAAAAGGAAACGUACGCCGGCAYACUCAAAAGUUCUCUGGCACGUCUGCGAGGCAUCGAAUCAGCCGUGGACAGCCGCGCAAGCAACGAAAAAUCAAACAAAAAAUCCCAAGAGAUAUGGCUAGCCUGUCAAGCCCUUCAAACAGCAAUUGAGAGUGGAAUCAAGGUUUUAAAGCCUCUUUACAACGAGGUCAGUGCCAUAGCUAGUGUUGCUGAAGGCGAUCCCGUCAUGAAUGACGUCAUAGGUGCUAUUCCUCAAGAGGCCUUAGAUAGGGGUAUAUACAGUGAGAAAAACCUCGCUGCUCGCUUCGCCGAUGUCAAAAAAAGCUGUCGACGAGUGGCCAUGAUUGGCGAUGACAACAAAGGCCCCUGGACUUAUUUCUUGUCYUACAUACAAUCUUUCUUCGUGUUUGACAAGUUUGAUCCUCGAGUUGAUGGUGAAACUGUGGACUUAGAAUCAAUAGACACUUUUGGACUCUUGGCGCGCGCCGAGUACUAUGUGCGGAAAGGGGACUUGGAACUAGCCGCCCGGUUUGUUAACCAAUUGAAGGGCGAGCCGCGAAAGCUUGCAUAUGAUUGGUUGAAAGAAGUUAGAUUGUUAUUGGAAACMAAGCAAGCUGCGAGAUUUCUUUCGUCGUAUGCAACAGCGGCAGGAAUGCAGGGAUAAUGCAAGUUCCUGUGUUCUGUUAUUAUACCGACUUCUAUUCUGUCGGUUUUUGAGAUAUGAUCACAACAAAGGCACAAUAUGCGAAUUUUCCGAUAUUUCUCCAAAGCGUUCCAGAUAUUUURCCGAUGUUUUUCCGAAAUUCAGGCUGUGGAUAGACGUUUUAGAUCUUUUCUCGUCUUAGUAAUACAUUUCCGGAUAUUUAUUGAAGUGAAAGGCUUGCAACGUAUACAACAGCCUGUCUAGCCUCUGUAGUUGUCUCUCSCUCGCUCGCAAUGCAUCAUUGCUUGUCGUUCUCCUUCCCUUGAUGCUUUUCGCACGCGAGAGAGAGGCAACUGGGGAUGAGUUUAUUGUCUCUGGAGAUUCAUCCUCAUUUCAUCUUUCCCGGAAAUAAAAAAUAGCUUUUUAAGCCCAGACAGAUGAAGUAGAGUCUUGUUUCGAGGAUAUUUGAUUUUGGUAGAGAGUGGCCUAUAUGAUAAGAAUGGGUAAAAUUAAGAUUGUUUAAAUUUUGUGUGAGCAAUAAUGGUGUAUUUACGGGACGUCUAAUAGCCUCUUUUAUUGGCUAUUUAGGAUUUAAAAGUUUGUGCUUCACAUAAAACUUGCUUGAUUAUUCUAUUGAUUUGGAUUGAACGAUUUUUGUAAUGAAAAUCAAGGAUAAUUGAAAUUUUCAGAAAAGUCUUGAUCUUUUUAUGUUGCCUUGCGACUUUGUUUAAAAAAUAUAAAAAAAAAAUGGAAUAAAUUGAUAUAAAAAUUA
Exaiptasia diaphana is the source of this 3167-nucleotide messenger RNA. RefSeq names its product MICOS complex subunit MIC60-like. The record is from RefSeq and is a predicted model, not a curated record. The transcript has 9 exons. Lineage: Eukaryota; Metazoa; Cnidaria; Anthozoa; Actiniaria; Aiptasiidae. Gene Ontology annotation, biological process: cristae formation. Gene Ontology annotation, cellular component: MICOS complex. The coding region runs from base 35 to 2416 and encodes 793 amino acids.